AUGGAUGGUUGGGCAUUCUCCGCAGUGGCAGCUGUUGAAGGCACCAACAAAAUAAAAACAGGGAAGUUGGUUUCUCUGUCUGAACAACAGCUGAUAGAUUGUGAUAUUAGAAAUGGGAACCAAGGCUGUGAAGGUGGCGAGAUGGAAACAGCUUUCACCUACAUCAGCAAGCACGGUCGGCUUGCCACUGAUGAAGCGUAUCCUUAUCAAGGAACAGAUGAACUCAACAAGGCCAAAGCUAGAGACCAUGCAGUCACCAUAGGUGGCUAUGAAAAGGUAUCUGCUGGUAAUAAGAAAAUGCUAAAAUCUGCAGUUGUUCAUCAACCUGUCUCUGUUGCAACUGAUGCUGGAGGUUAUACAUUCCAAUUUUAUUCAAAAUGUAUUUUUUCGGGAAGUUACGGAAAGAACCUCAAUCAUGGCAUGACAAUAAUUGAUGAAGAAAAUGGUAAAAAGUACAGGAUUGUGAAAAGUUCAUGGGGAAAUGACUGCGGUGAAUCUAGUUAGGUUAGGAUGAAGCGGGGUGCUAGGAAUAAAGGUGGUACUUGUGGCAUUGCCAUGGAUGCUACCUACCCUGUCAAGCAUUAA
Lotus japonicus is the source of this 585-nucleotide messenger RNA. Its product is annotated as cysteine endopeptidase RepA-like. NCBI's taxonomy places the organism in Eukaryota, Viridiplantae, Streptophyta, Magnoliopsida, Fabales, Fabaceae. Gene Ontology annotation, cellular component: lysosome. Gene Ontology annotation, molecular function: cysteine-type endopeptidase activity. The record is from RefSeq and is a predicted model, not a curated record.